AUGCGCAGGACGAGCAGCAACGGUUUGAAGCUCGACCUAACGGAGAACACGCCAGGUAGCUCGUUGUCGAGGCUGCCUAACUUAGUUGAGCAUGCGGAGACAUGUCAGGCCCUGUCCGCCGGGACCGGUGAGAAUUUAAGCAGCAAAUUGCCGAACGUGGUCGAGGGCUCGAUGGACUAUGGUAGCGAGCGUAGAUCCUCCCGGUACCUCGAGUACCAAGACUCGAAACCGUAUCAGGAUCCUCAGACGGCCUCCGGUUUGCCGCCGUACGAACAGCAGGCCUAUCAUGACCAGUCGAGGGGCUACAGGGGUUACGAUCGUAAGCCCUACGACAGAGAGGAUAUCGAACGAUACGAUAACAGAAUUUAUCCGGAGGAUAACCUGAGGUACGAUCAUCGAGGGGAUCAGAGAACGUACCAGGAGUCGGACUUGGACGCGCCGUACGAGAGGAGCGAUGCCCAGAAGCUCAGCAGGGCUUAUCCCACGGAGUUGCAGGAAGCUGGGGCUAGAAGGUACUCGAGAGACUUGACCGAUUACGAGUACGCGUCCCGGUACGCGGAGGAGACGCUCAAGCUCGAACCAAAGAAGGAUCACCACCACCAUCAUCAUUCCGGCAAGGUAUACGAGCCAACCCCGUCAAAGGGAUACGAGUCAGGGGUGAAAACGCACGAUUCCGCUUACGAGUUGUCCUGCUCCACGCAACAGGACCUGGCUGGCAGGAAAUACGAAAGCAAGUACCACUCGGUCAGCAAAAUGUACGGUACCCUGCCCAGGUACGAAGCCAGCAAGUCCUACGAGCCCAGAUCCUACGAGUACGAGGAGCAAUCCUACGAAAGCGGCAGCAAAGCGUACGACUCCAAAUACGAGUUGACCAGUUCGAAAAGCUACGAGAGGGCCAAGUACGAUGGUUCGUCGACAUCCAGGUAUCAGGACAAGUCGUACGAUCAGACCUUGAAGAUCGGUGAACUGGGAUCAUCCUCGUCCACCGCCUACGCUAGGAAGGCUCAGGAUCAGGAGGAGACUAACGCGGAGAAAAUGAACGGGUACAGAAAGAACAACUUCGAGGCGUACGGGGUGUACUCGGACCCUGAGGAUGAUCACGGUUUCUUGGCCGAGAAGAAGGCACCGCAGUAUCCUUACAAGGGCGUGGUGGUGAACGUUAGCGGGGAGUCGAGCGUCAUUGAUCAGAAACGGGCCAAGGACGGCAGGCAGACCGAAAUGCCGGGAAAUCCUUGGUGCAGGCCUACUAUACUGUUGCUUCUGUUGGUUCUACUUGUUGUUAUCUUCGUUUUCGUCGCUGGGAUACUUCUCUACCUAAACUACAUGUCCUACAGGCCCCAGCGUCCCGUUAUCGAGGGUAAGGAUCUAAAUUUCGCCAGUAAUAACGCGGAACCUUGCGAGAAGACUUACUGUUCUUGGGGUGCAACUUGCGUCGUGUCGGAGAACGGGAAACCAUUAUGUCAGUGUCCUAAUGAUUGUCCUUCGACCUCCAAACCUGUUUGCGGCUCUGACAACGUCACCUACACAAAUCACUGUCAUCUACAAAAAACUAGCUGCCAGGAGAGAAGAACUACACGUGUCAGCCAUGAGGGUGCCUGCAAAAUCAAGGACCCCUGUACGAAACUAAAUUGUACCCAAGGUUCACAAUGCGUAAGAAGCAGGGACGGUACCGAGGCAACCUGCGAAUGUCUGGAGUCCUGUCCGAAUUUAGGGGAUCAUGAAGGAUCUGGUCCUGUGUGCGGCACAGAUGGGAUCGACUAUCCGUCUCUCUGCGAGUUGAAUAGGGCAGCCUGUGCAAAAGGUGCUAAUAUCACGGUGGCAUUCCAAGGCAAAUGUGAUCCUUGCGGUAACGUGAAGUGCGCAGAACCGGAAAUCUGUCAGCUGGACGACUCGAGGCAACCAGGCUGUCGUUGCGGUGAGCUGUGCGGCCUUGAGUUCGCACCAGUUUGCGGAAGUGAUGGUAAAACAUACUCGAAUGAAUGCAGCCUCAGGCAGGAAGCUUGCAGAUCGAGAUUAUCGCUUAGGAAGGUGUAUAACGGUGCCUGCAGCUCAGGAAUCAAUCCAUGCGACGAGGCGAAGUGCGGCCCAUAUGAGCAGUGCGUUAUCAAUCGUCAAGGAAUCGCUAGCUGCGAAUGUGGGCCAGAAUGUGAACCCGUGAUGAGACCCGUGUGUGCACGCGGUGGAAAGACCUACACAUCGUUGUGCGAGCUGAAGAGACAGGCCUGUUUGACGAAGACCAACAUCGAGGUCGCCUACACGGGAACUUGUGGCUCUAGGGGACCAUGCUCGGAGAAGAUCUGUCAGUGGGGUGCGAUUUGCGCUGAAACGGGCGGCACUGCGAUUUGCGAAUGUCCAACCUGUCCGGCGGAAUUUCAACCAGUUUGCGGAGACGAUGGCAUCAGCUACGGGAACGAGUGCAAGCUUCGCCUCGAGGGUUGUAAACAUCGACGAGAGAUCCGAGUGCUUUAUCAGGGACUUUGCAAUGGCUGCGAAAAUAAGAAGUGCGAUUACUAUGCGGAGUGUAAGAGCGACAGCGGAGGAGAAGCUAACUGUGUUUGUCCCACCAAGUGCGAUACGAGCAAAGAACUUGCAGACGCGGAGAAAGUUUGUGGCUCUGAUGGAGUAACUUAUGCCAGCGAGUGUGCUAUGAAGGUGGCAUCUUGCGCUUCUCAAACUCACAUCACUGUCAGCUAUAUAGGCGAUUGCGAAAUGUGUGCACGAGUGCAAUGCGAACACGGAGCCCACUGCAUGGCAGGAGUGUGCGUGUGUCCAGACGAGUGUCCUGAACACACCGGAGAAGCUGUGUGUGGUAGCGAUGCCAGCACAUACCCAUCCGAAUGUGAACUCCAAAGAGCAGCUUGUGGCAGAGAUCCGAAAUUGCCGGUGUUGCACGUGAUAUUCUAUGGCAAUUGCAGCGAUCGAUUCGCUGUAGCUGCAUUAACUACGAUGUCGACGCCUGCGGUGGUUCGAUUGGCCACCACUGCUGUUGACGUGACCAGCACUCAAGUACGCGAGGCUUGCAAAAACAUUAAUUGCGAUUUUGAGGCGACUUGCGAGCUAGGACCUGACGAGUACCCCAGGUGCAGCUGCAAAUUCGACUGCGCCUCGAUUUCACCGGAAAAUAUGCGCGCCGUUUGUGGCAGCGACCUGAGAACGUAUUCCUCCUUGUGCGCUAUGAAAAUGGAGGCAUGUCAGAGGCAGCAAGAACUCAGACCUAGACCUCUCGAACUUUGCCAAGGUAUGGAAGUGAAACCUUGCAACGGUGACCCGCCAUUGGUGGAUGAAGAUGGAAAAGAAUACGAUUGCGGCAAUGGACCAGAACGAAGAGAUUGUCCCAGCAACAGUUACUGUCAUCAAACAACUAAAAUAGCUCGGUGCUGCAAGAAAGCUCAAGGUACCCAGGUCGUGAAGUGUUCAGACACUUGGCACGGCUGUUGCCCGGAUGGCAAAACACCUGCUCGAGGACCCAAUGGCGCAGGUUGUCCUGACACCUGCAAAUGCAAUAGGUUAGGUAGUGUUUCCGAUACCUGCAACCCUGAAACUGGACAAUGCGAGUGCAAACCGGGUGUAGGUGACCUUAAGUGCGACAGAUGCAUGCCAGGCUAUUGGGGUCUUCCUAAAAUCAGCGAAGGACAUCCUGGAUGCAUACCGUGCGGGUGUUCACUCUAUGGCUCUGCCAGAGAGGACUGCGAACAAAUGACAGGUCGUUGUGUAUGUAAGACCGGCAUACAGGGUCACAAAUGUACAAUAUGUACAGAUCACAACAAGAUGCUAACACCUACUGGUUGCUAUUCAGUGGACACAACACCGCCGAUACCAACGUCCUGCAACGAGCUGGAAUGUUAUUCAGGUGGGCAGUGUUCAGAGAUCGGUGGUCCACAUUGCGUCUGUCCGUCUUCUUGUCCAUCGGACAUACCGUCGGCACCAGUUUGCGGUAGCGACGGACAGACAUACGACAACGAGUGCGAACUUAGGCUGUACGCUUGUCGCCACCAGGCAGACGUGGUCACUCAAGCUUUUGGCCACUGCAGAGACGAUCCCAUGGUGAAUACGGACUUCCCCGCUAAAAGGUAUACCGCAGUGCAAUAUACCCAACCAGCAGCCGCCAUUUCUCCAUUGUCCAAAUCAACUAGACAUCUGCUGAUACCAGAACCGGAUCCACGUUAUUAUUACACUCAUCGAGCACAUCAAGAAACCAUCACCAUCGACAGGGACAAUUUGAAACAUGGAGUGGCUGCAGCGUAUCGACCAACCCCGGCAACGAUUCGGGUGGUCACCGCGUUGCUGGGCGAUUUAUGCACCGAUGACAAGGAUUGUACUAUACCCAACAGCGAAUGCUCCAAUGGAGGAUGCAUUUGUUCGGAUGGAUAUGCUGAAACUAGCGAUAGACAGGAAUGUUUUGCUAAUUACGUGCCAGUAACACCGACCGAAGAAUUUCGUGCUUGCCUGUCGUAUCCAUGUCACGCGACAUCGACGUGCAUCGAUCUGCCGAGCGCUACAUUCGUUUGCAUGUGUCGUCCGAAUUACACCGGCCUAUUAUGCAACGAGGAGAUCAACAAAAGGGAUUACAAAGUGCCGUCGUUCGACGGCAAGAGCUACGUCCGGAUGAACAGGUUGAAAGCUUACCACAAGUUUAGCGUCGAGGUCGAGUUCAAGACGUACGCCGACAAUGGGAUUAUACUGUACAACCAACAGAAGAGCGACGGCACCGGGGAUUUCGUCUCGUUGGCCAUCGUCGACGGGCACGUGCAGUUUCGAUACAAUCUAGGAAAUGGUCCAGUGGUACUGACUGCACCUGAAAGAGUCACCAUGAAAACAUUCCAUCGUGUAGCAGCGAAAAGGUACCAUAAGGAUGGUGUUCUAAUUUUCAACGACGGAGAGGAUGUUGCUGGACAAAGUCAGGGGAUGCUGAAAUCGUUGGAUUUGAAUCAAGACACGUUCAUCGGGAAUAUGCCCACAAAUUACUCCAAGGUAUACGACAACAUCGGAACCAACCACGGCUUCCUGGGCUGCAUCAGAAAAAUAAAAAUCAACCGAUACAGUGUCGAUCUGCACGUGGGUCACGACAAAGACAUCUUAGAAACAUAUCGCGUGAAAGAAUGCGGGGAAAACGCCUGUGCAAACCUGCCCUGUCAAAACGGCGCAACAUGUCAGCCAAUUUUCGAGGAAGAUCUCUGCAACGAUCGCGAAUGUAGAAGAAUCCAAAGACGAGGAAAGGGCAAGGACAAAAGUGGAGUGAAUAUCGUGCGAUGCAAAGGUACACAUUGCACGUCGAUCGAUCAACGAAGGUCGAAAAAGAACGUGAAGAGACGUUGCGAGGCUCCGAAGUGCGAUUACGAUUACGAUAUGGAUUAUGAGAAUAGUUUCGAACACGGCAAUUACGCAGUCGAGAAGUACGAACCACCUGAUUAUAGGUGCAUCUGCCCACCUCAGUUCACUGGCAGGAAUUGCGAACAAUCGUUGGAUCCGUGUUUGGGCGAACCGUGUCAACAUGGAGCUACGUGCGAUAUUCUACCUCAAGGUGGAUACGUUUGCAAGUGUCCGCCUGGUAGAACUGGAGAACAUUGCGAAAUUUUGGAUGCCGAAUUGACGGAGCUGUUAAUACCUCAAAUGUCUCGGGACGGUUUCCUGGAACUACCCUGUCUCGAGGGUGUUGCUAAAGCAUUCUCCAUAGAACUUUGGUUCCUUACGCACGCCAGCGACGGAUUGCUACUUUACAAUGGCCAAUUGAAUAAUGGACGUGGUGAUUUCAUUAGCCUGAAUUUAGUCCACGGCAGGCUGGAGUUCAGAUUCAAUCUCGGAAGUGGUAUCGCCAAUAUCACAUCCCCCGAUCCCGUCACGCUCGAUACAUGGCAUUGUGUUAGAAUCAGCAGGCUAGGUAGAGAAGGUGUUCUGCAAUUGGAUGAUGGAACUGUUGCCAGAGGACUGUCUGGAAGUCCUUUGACAGAGCUUAAUUUAGAAAUGCCACUCUACGUCGGUGGCGUCAAACAUUGGCGAGAAGUUCAUCGGCUUUCUGGAGCCACGACGGGAUUAGUGGGCGCGGUACAAAGAUUGAUGGUGAAUGGAAAGACGUACCAAAACUUAGCAGUAAACGUAACUCAACACAACACCGAGAUUUAUGAUGGUUUACCAUGUCCCAGUAAUCAGAAUCCCUGCCACAACGGUGGAGUUUGUUUGCCUUUGUUGAACAGCUACCUCUGCAAGUGUGCCAGUGGAUACAACGGGCUUCAUUGCGAAUUUUUCAUGGGCUACGAUGUGUCGACGGAAAUUUCAGAGAGACCAGUUCGCUUUAAAGGAGACAAUUUCUUGCAGUUCAGACACCGUAACGGAAGAAGGCGGAAAGGUCAACAGUCGAACAAGUUUGAACUGCGCCUGAGGACAACGCAUUCGGAAGGGUUGAUUGCUUGGAUCGGAAGAGGAAAGAUCGAACAUCUUAUUCUAUCGUUGCAUGGUGGUGAAGUGGUUCUUACGUACAAAAGCAAAAAUGAGCAGAUAUCGCUGAGAAGCGGGGAACGAGUGGACGACGGUUUCUUCCAUCACAUAAAAGCGUCGAGAAGACGAAGAGCGUUGACGAUACAGAUCGACGAUUUGGCCCCGGUGAAGAAAUCGACGGAGACGAGUCUUCUGACAACGAAUGGCAAGCUGUUCGUCGGCGGGAAACUGGGUUACCGUGGCAUCAAAGGGUGCGUGUCGGACUUCGUGGUGGACAAACGUCGUCUUCACUUAGCCAGGCGGAAAAUAGAGUACUGUCACGACAACGAUGUAUGAUAACGAAUCCAGGGAACGACGAUUGUCAGCGUGACGUCGCCUCUGGCCACGCUCGUCGAACGGACGACGCUUCUGUCCUCGACGAGUUAGCAUCAGCCUAAAAACUCAUGGCAGCGGACGAGCAACGGAUCUUUGGUGUUCGAAACGAAUGACACGUGACCGCGAACGGAGUCAGAUGUGAACUCUGCUCGAGUACACGUGAUUCCUGCCAAAGUUGUGCGAGGGUAGAAAGAAGAGAAGAAGAAAACGAUGAUCGUGCCAUGCAGAAGGGAUAUAAAUAAAACCUCGGAUUCAAUAAACGUAGCAAGCUAACUCGUAUAUUUAUUUUCGUUUCGGAAUAGCAUAGGAACAGAGGAAGAGGAGACGAGCGCGCGAAUCAUCGCGUAAACAGCGUACGUUCUCAUCUAAGGACAAUAAUAUAUUUUUAAGGUGACCGAGAUUAAUGAUUAAACGCGUGUACGUAUAUUAACAGGGGGGAAAAUGUUAAGACUUCUAUUUGAUAAGGUAAUCAAUGUGGAAGAGGAGGGGGUAGGGGAGAAGGCCAGAGGCGAUAAUUAAAUGGAUAAUCGUUAGACGUUACUCGGUAAGUUACGGUAUAUCGGAGCACAGCUAAAUAAAUGUUUAACGAUGCCCAAGACUGAUUUAAGACGAUGAACGAAGACGGAGUCACAGGUGUUGAAUAGUUAACAAAUAAAAAAACAAUAUGAAACGAUAUGAAAGAGAAACGACGAAACGAUAAAUCAUCGGUGUUAUGUUUGAGUGUUUCGGUAGAGAGAUUUAAUGAUCGUGGAUUAUCCGAAUAGAAGAAUGUAUUUUAAAGGAUUUGUUGAUUUUAUGCCAGUAGACAAACGAUGAAGACGAAGAUGAACUAAAAGAAAUUAUAUAUACAUGUACACUCGCGAACAUAUAGAUGAUAGGGAUUUACGGGAACACGAGGUUACGAUCGAGUCGACUUCGGGAAUAUUUGGGAACGAUCGGCAAAGAUCUCGAAAAUUUUUGUAUGACUACUCGGAAUAUUUUUGCAUGAUUGCGAUUUCGAAAAUUUCGAAGCUUAGAAAUAUGGAAAUUUAGGGAUUAGGAAGCUUGAAAACUUUGGAAUUUUUUUUUAGAAAUAUGAGAUCUUGGAAAUGUCAGAUUGUGAUAUCUAGAAAUUUGAAUAUUUAAAAAUUGAACAAUUCUGCUAUUGAUGAAUUUGAAACUUUAUGAAUUUAGUAGUUUGGGAAUAUAAAAGAUUGGAAAGUAGAAUACUUGAGGAUUGAAGAACCUUGAAAUUGUGAUGUUUGAAAAUAUGUUUAAAGAUUUGGAAACUAUGUACUAGAAAAUUUAGAAUA
Molecule: messenger RNA, 8099 nt
Organism: Megachile rotundata (alfalfa leafcutting bee)
Lineage: Eukaryota; Metazoa; Arthropoda; Insecta; Hymenoptera; Megachilidae
Product: agrin
Biological process (GO): cell differentiation; multicellular organism development
Cellular component (GO): membrane; extracellular region
Molecular function (GO): calcium ion binding; protein binding
Source: RefSeq, a predicted model, not a curated record